AUGUAUUCAGGCCAGGCAUUUCGAUUUUCUCACAGAACGUGGAGUGGUAACCAGAUUGAUCUCAAGUAUAUAAACUCCUGAUGCUGCACUUUUGACUCCAGCUUCGCCUUCCCCCAUCACUUCAGCAAUUGGAAUCAAAUUUGAAAGCCAACGGAUCCUUCCAGCGAACAUGGUCUCGCAAAAGCUUCUAGGAUAUGCGCUCACAGCGGCGGCCCUUUUGGCUGUGGACGCUAAGCCAUGCUCCAAGGCUAUCACCACGCCCUCCUACGGCUAUUAUCCUUAUCCGACGACUGAGAGCGUACCGGUGGCUUCGCCAGGAAGCACCUACAGCCUCAGCAACCCGUCAUCGUCCUCGACAGUAUCUAGCAGCGCUACGACGUCCUCUUUUAGCUCUUAUUCAUCCGAAGCCUCGGAAUCCAGCACCAGCAGCGAAUCUUCCAGCAGUAGCACAGUCUCGGAAUCAUCGAUCAGCUCAGAUACUUCCAUGACCACUACGUCGUCGUCGAGCACGAGCGAGUCCACUACCAGUCUGACAUCUUCCACUUACCCUGACACCACAUCCAGCACCACGACCUCGACUUCAUCAUCAUCCUCAUCCUCAUCCUCUACAUCGCCACCUCCGAGCCUUCACACCUGCGGCUUCGGCACCGCUUUUGGCUACCAGAACCCCGUCGGCGGCGUCCCCAAGUCCACCACCCUAAACACUCAGUCGGGCCAGGGCUGCAACCGCUGGGGCUGGUACGAGACGCCCACGGUGGCCGAGCUGCAGGGCGGCAUCUCGGGCCCCCUCUACGUCGGCGCCGGCGGCAACGACAUAACCAAGGCCGUCGACGUCGGCAUCUGGGUCGCGACGGCCAACGCGCAAGGCCGCGUCACUGUCACAUACCUCUUGAACCCGCCCUACACCUUGGCCGAGGUCCACGUGAACCUGGUCUGCCUGCCCUUGACCAAGUGCGCCCCGGGACAGUACACUUAUUCAGCAGGGAGUAUUCCGAACCUGCCGACCUGGAGCAACCCGACGCCGCUCGUGUAUCCUACCUGCACUGGCGGAAGCAAAGCCGCGCUCAUCGUCCAUGCCGCGGUCAACAUACUCACCGUAACUCAAUCCUGCGCCGCCCCAGUGGCAAGUUAACGCAAGAGCGCAUAUACUCAACCUAAUUCACAUAUACAGUGCCGGCUCAAGCAUUAGUGGCAUCCGUUAGUUGUUAUAGAAUCCCUGCUGAGACUUCAAUGUUAAUACA
Molecule: messenger RNA, 1241 nt
Organism: Microdochium trichocladiopsis
Lineage: Eukaryota; Fungi; Ascomycota; Sordariomycetes; Xylariales; Microdochiaceae
Exons: 2
Coding region: 170-1132 (320 amino acids)
Source: RefSeq, a predicted model, not a curated record